AUGAAAGUAGAUCCAGAAGAGGUAACGGAGGAUGAAAAGUUUCACGCUCUACCUUUCCAUGACAGUCGUGAAAAGUUCGGCUUGGCCGUCAAAGGUAAGAACCCUCAUGUUAUGGACGAAACUGAAGUCUGGGAAUUCGAUCAUCCCAGAAGACCAGGCAGACAGUUGAGUCCGAUUGAAAAGGCUGCUAGACGUGUCAGGCACCUUGUCCAUUCGUCCAAUCUGGCCACUGUGAAUACUAUCUAUCAGGAUGGCGACCGUAAAGGCUUGCCAGUAGGACAGCUCGAAUACUAUGCUGAUUGUAUUACAGAAGAUGACCCUGAUCAACCUUUGACUUUUAUCGGUCUCAAUAUCUCGACUGUGUUUAGGAAUGUCAAUAAAGGCUCACCAGUCAGUUUGUCUAUUCGAUUAGGUGACUCGAGUCCUUUUGGGUUGACACCUAUUUCUCCUGCUGGCAACCCCAGGGUCUCAUUGUUUGGUGAGUUUAUCGAACACAAGGGUGAUAAAGAGGCCGCCAAAAAGUGUUUUUUGCACUCUCACCAUGACGCACAUUCAUGGAUUCCUGGUGAUAGCAGUGCAGUUCAUGAUUCAUACUGGCUCAAAUUUAAUAUCACUGGUAUUCAUUUUAUUGGUGGAUUUGGCGACACUGCUUAUAUUGGAGAUAUUCCUGUUGAACUGUACAGAAAUGCCACUCAGAAGAGACGUCACCACUUUUCGGUCGACAACACUGAUAAUAAACAGCUACUUACCCAAGACUGGGUACAACUAACUGAUUAUAUUGCUCCUGGCACCAGUCGCAAGUUACUGCCAUCUAUUAUCAAGGCUCAAGGAAAGCAUGGCAACAAGCCUUGUGGUAGAUCUCAUAAGGGUCAAGAUAGCAGUCAUGGUAGCCUUGUUAAAGUUAAACACUGUACCACUCAGAAUGCCUUCAAAGUCUGCCGUUACCGUUAUGUCCUGGGCUCUCCUAUUGGGCACUCCGAUUCGUUUAUCGAUAAAGUAAAGUCUAUUAUUUCUCGACUCAUCUCUGCCUAA
This is a messenger RNA of Sugiyamaella lignohabitans, 1032 nucleotides long. RefSeq lists its product as uncharacterized. NCBI's taxonomy places the organism in Eukaryota, Fungi, Ascomycota, Dipodascomycetes, Dipodascales, Trichomonascaceae. The record is from RefSeq and is a predicted model, not a curated record. The coding region runs from base 1 to 1032 and encodes 343 amino acids. The transcript has a single exon.